UAUUUGUUUGAUAAAGACAGAUAAAAAAGACUAGAACGAUGUUUAUGAAUUGUUUUGGGGGUGUUUUGAAUUUAUUUGCAUAAAAUGCAUUAUUUAUUUGGGGAUAGAAAACUAGGGUGUGUUAAAAGCGAUUUGAAUUUUGGCUGUUCAGCUGAAAAACAAGAAUGUUUGCAAGUGACAUUCCAGGAAUUCCUUCGGAAGCAGAAUGCAAAAAUGCUGUACUGGUGCUAUUUAUCAAAAAAAGCUGUACCAGCGAUUUGCUUAGUCGUGUAGUCUAUAAAUAUGUCGGCAUUGUUCUUGUUAAACCAGUUGGAGUUUUCAGGACAGACUAGUUGUCAAAAAAGUGCUGAAGAUGGUGGCUAGACCUGACACUUCUGUGAAAUGACUGUGAACAUUAUGGCUAAUUUUGAAUUCCUACCACUAUGCGAUGUUCUUUUUAAUAUUAUAUCCUUAGCGUCUUAUUUUUGCGAUAUAGUUUUUGACCUCGUCAUGGGGUAUGCGUUGUUCGAAAGAGGGCGUCACGUGUGGUUCGCGGUGUCCUUAACCUUUGUUUCUGCUUCGUUGGUCGUCAGUCAAGUAAUUUCGUUCAAGUGGUAUUUAAGUUCUUGCGAGCUGAGGCGGCGGUUGAAGGAGAAAUCGUGCGCCGACAGCGAAGCAGCCAACCAGGACGCUUCUAUCAGGAGGAGGCUCGUCACCCGCUGGUUAGUGGCGGUGUUGCAUUUCUUUCAGUGCGGUAUUCUCUGGAGGUACUUCAAACUGUUCAUUCCCGUGGACUUGCGUUACGUGAAACACGAAGUUCGAGACCUGUGCAUGCUGCGACUUUUCCAUGCGUUCUGCGAGGCCGCCCCCAUGCUGCUCAUCCAGUUGUACCUGCUGUGGCAAGAAUCCUCCCCCAAGGAGUUCAGCGACCUGAACAUCGUGUCCACGGUGCUGUCGCUGUUCAGCGUCUGCUGGGCGCUGGCCUCGUUCAGCAAGAACGUGAGGCUGCAGAACGUCCACCGCCUGGUCCUCACGUGGCUCGGGGUCAUAUCGCAGUUCGUCUGGCGCCUGGGGACCGUGUCGUCCAGGGUCACCGCCCUCACGGUGUACGCCACGCUCUACGGACACUGGGUGUUCCUCGUCAUCGGCCUGCAUUGGAUCUCCAUGUUCCUCUGGCUCAUCUCCCCGAAAAAUGUCUUCCACGGAGAACGCAUUUCGCGGCAGCGCAAAGCUGCCUUCUCCGCGUUGAUAGCGAUUAUUUACAUCUUCUCUUACAUCAACUUGCAGGAGCUGAAUCCUCGACAGAAGAUGGCCACGUUCUAUGUGGUCAUGUUUCUGGAGAACGCACUCCUGGUGGUGGCGUGGUUGGUUGGAGUGUGGGAUCAGGCUCCGUGGUACCGCGACACCGUGCCGUUCUUCGUCCUGUUCUCCUUCGCAAUAGGAAUCUCAUUCAUGAUGCUGUAUUAUAGAUGUUUCCAUGUCAGGAGGCUGCGCUACGAGGCGGGCGGCCGCCCGAGCGCCAGCUGCGACUCGACUCAGCGCCUCGCCGGCUCGGAUGUGUUGCUCGGGAAGGACGAGCAGUCCAACGGCAGCUCCAAGGUCGAGCAGGAAACGCAGCAGAACGGGAAAGUGAUCUCGAACGGCUGCCAGAAGUACGGCAACGGCUACAUGCCGUACCACCACGGCGGGAUCCCCGGGGUGUUCAACUGCCGCUUCAGCAACCCCGCGGCGGCCGCCACCACCACGGGGCGCAAGAAGAAGAAGCCGACCACCUUCGUCCCUCCGCCGGUGGUGUCGAUGCCCUCCGUGGGUGCCCCUGCGGUGGGGCAGGAGCCGGCCUCCCCCGUCCCCUUCUGGAGCCGGCCCCUGCCGCACAACCACCAGGGCGGCUCCAGCGAGAACGACGCCAGCAGCGCGGGCUCGCGCGUCAACAUCCAGCAGAAGCUGCAGGAGAAGAAGCGCCAGCAGCUGGCGGAGCUGCGGGUCAUCGAGGAGGAGAUCAAGCAGGGCAAGAUCCCGCGGCAGGGGGCGGGCGGCGAGGACGGCGGGUCCCUGCCGCGCCAGCCCAUCCCUCGUGCCAAGCGCCACGGCCCGGCGGGCUGGCCCCCCUCCCCGCCGCCCUCGCUGCCCCCGCCCUACUCCUACCACCACCUGGUGCCCCCGCCGAGGGCCAAGCACCGGCCGGACGCCCCGGAGAUCCUGCUGGCCCCGCGCUACCUGGAGGGGGACGCCCUGUACUACGGCUGGGAGCACGAACUGUCGGACCACUUGGACAGGGACGGCAGCAGCGAGCGGGGCUCCAACUACUCGGGCUCGGGCCGCCUGAAGAGCGGGGAGGAGCCCGCCCCGGGACACCCGCAGGGCCCCGGCAUGUACAAGUCGUACCGCAUCCCGUCCGACAUGGACUCGCAGGUCUCCCUGCCGCGCUCCUACACGCUGCCCCGGGAGUUCAAGUACUACCGCCGGCCAAAGUCGCGCAAGGCCCUCCGCUCGGAGCACUUCGUGGCAUCCACCAACUCCAGCGACGGCGACGUGGACUCGGGCGACGAGACUCCGCACCACAACCACAACCACAACCAGCCCCGCGCGGCGCGCUCGAGGCCGUACCGGGGCUACGUGCGGCGCGACCUGCACGAGACGAAGCUGUGAUACCCCGCGCCUCCCGUGGCCAAACAACCUGUGAUAUCUUCACGUAGCUCUCUGCCUCCUUUUGCGCUCAUUUCAGUCUUUUGUAAAUAAUUUUUUUUACGGCUAGGUCGAUGAAUACGAUAAUUUUGCUGGGAAAUUACAUGGCCGAUAUUCAAUUAAUUUUACUUUUUAAGUUGAAGCAGUACUUUAACCCAAGCGAGAUUCAAUUGGCAAAAGAAGAUUAAGUGAUUAUGAUAGUACAGAGUACAGAGUGAUUUUUGGUACACGGUAAUUCCUAUGGACAAGAUUUUAUGGUUUUAUCUUUAGGUAAAUUUUGAUUAUAAAACAGGAGAUGACGGUUUUUGUUUUGUUUUUUUAUACAUUGUCUUUAUUCACAAAAACAAUGUAUUUUUCAACAAAUAUAAGACUUAAUAAUUUCUUGGUAAUUAUUUCAACAAAAUAGUCUCAUUUUGACUGACACAUUAUGCAAUUAAACAAUAAAAUCGUUAGUACAUAAUAAACAUGUCCAAAAACCAGAACUACCCAGACAAAUAAAAAUAAUUCAGAAAAUUUUUGUGUGUUUUAAAAAUGUGCAGAUGUUAUUAAUGUUAAAACUUAUUUUUAGAAAGAGAUGCAAGAUCAUAGUUAAUUUCAAUGUUUUGCAAAUUAUGUAUGUGGAUGUAGUCAGACAUUUUGGUACAAAAUUUAUGCUAAACAAAUUACAUUAAAUGAAUUUACCUUUAUAAAAGAUAACAUUUUUUUAAAAUUUGAGUAAAGUCUUUUAAAAUGCUGAUUGAUUUCAUAGAUUUAAUUACAUUUCGGUGCUAAAUGGUGUAUUAAUAUUGCAUUAUGGUGUUAUUUAUUGUAUUGACAUGCUUUGCGAUGUUUGAGUUUUAUCACAAUAGACCAUAUAAUCUUGUCCCUAGUAAUCAACUAUUAAGAAUUGUUUCGAGGUACUUACAAAAAUUGACUUAUUAACCUCGAAAACUUAUUAUGUAUUGAUAUGUCAAUCACUAAAAUUUUUAAACUUUUAUUAAGUGGGAUGUUCCUGUCUUUUUUUUUAAUGUCCAGUUUCUUUUGAAGUCUAUUGUACACACAUGCAUGAUUGUAAUACCUUAAAAUGUAUUUUCUCUAUUUUCUGAGACACACAAAAAGAAAAGAUUGAAUUUAUAGUGAACUGGCUGCAUUAUGGAUUCUUGUUUUUCGUAAGUGCCAUUGUUAAGGCCCCCACACGGGCCGAACAGCCCGGCUGACAGUCUGGACCGAACUGAAGUCUUCCCUGCACACGACCGGUCUUGUGGUUGCCGUUGGUUGUGUUGAAUCAUCGCACAAUGUGGAAGAAACUUUGGAUGUUGCAAUUGCAGUUUUAGCUAGAAAAAAAGAAUUAAAAAAAAUAGCAGAGCGACCAAAGAGUGCAAACAAAGGUGUCUGCCACGACACUCGCUGAUGGACAGACGAGACGCUGUUCCCACACGCGGCAGUUUGUACCGAGAGCUCCCGAGCCCACAGUCCGAUUUUAUGGGAGGUCGUCAGCUGUCAGUCCAUCAGUUCCGACCGUCCUUGCACACACAUGACGGUUCCGACUGCUCAGUUCCAACCGGUAAGUCCGAACGGACAGUUUGGACGGACCGUGUGUGAGGGCCUUAAGACAAGUGUACAUGGCAUCAUUCUUCAGUUCUAGGUUCAAACAAUGCUCUGUGUCUUGUAAUUUUUCAACAUGUCGGGUAGUUUGCCAAGAGUGAGACUUCAAAGGCCCGAAUUUUUCUCUCUUGUCACAAUGUGCUGCAGAAGUCUUUUGCACGUGUCGUGGGUCAUCUGAUCUGAAGGGAUGCCUGUAUUUCUUGCCGAUGCUUCGUGCUAAUACAUUUCUCGAAAUACUCCACACUGUAGCUUUUUCAUACUGUCAUGGUUGGUGGUGUUUAACAUUUUUCAGGCAAAUCACGUAUGUUCAGUAGUGCAGUCACAACCUACACAUUGGUCUAGACGUGUGAAAAAACACCUCCCACCAACCGAAACCAAUACCACAAAAUGCAAUAUUUUAAUACAGUAUAUUGAAGACAACAAAGCAUAUAAUUAUUUUGCAAACUACAGGGUCUAGUAAUCUUAAAUUUUCUUUUAGAAAUAGGAUAAUAUAUAAAAAUUUUAUACAACCGUAAACUUCCGAAAUAUGAAAUAUGCAACAGACAGAGCCCGUAUUGCAUAAGCAUUAGCAAUGUUUGGCGAAUUUUGUCCGUACCGAGCUUCAAGCAUACACAGUAUGUAAUUUUUUUUAUUUAGUGCCAAAGUAAUUGUGCAGUUCUGGCACAGAGUAACUUUGGUAUAACAUUUAUAAAGUGAUGCAAGAAUUUCUAUUUCAUACGAGAAAAAUUUUACAAUAGAGUAAUAUCCUUUUUUUUAAAAAAAAAUAAUUAUUUGCUGCUUUAGGGCUUUAAGCCUACAAUUCUCUGAAGUUAUUGGUAUCAUCUAAUAACAUUUCUACUUUGAUGGGAUACGGUUUUAAAGUGAACGAUUAUCUGUUAAAUUCUUUGUUACAAAAUAAGAUGUUGGCCACAGCAAGUGUACUUUGGUGCCUGUAACACAAUAAUUGUGUUUUGAAAUUUUAUUUGUAAGCUUACAGAAAAAGAAUUGUUUUAUAGAAUUUGUAAUUAUUUUUUACAUUGUAAAUUUGUAAA
Messenger RNA from Bacillus rossius redtenbacheri, 5279 nucleotides. RefSeq lists its product as uncharacterized. Lineage: Eukaryota; Metazoa; Arthropoda; Insecta; Phasmatodea; Bacillidae. Gene Ontology annotation, cellular component: plasma membrane. Gene Ontology annotation, biological process: phosphatidylserine exposure on apoptotic cell surface; apoptotic process involved in development; engulfment of apoptotic cell. Bases 382 to 2628 code for a protein of 748 amino acids. The record is from RefSeq and is a predicted model, not a curated record. The transcript has 7 exons.